Hypomesus transpacificus is the source of this 4840-nucleotide messenger RNA. RefSeq names its product caspase 2, apoptosis-related cysteine peptidase (gene casp2). The coding region runs from base 1703 to 3151 and encodes 482 amino acids. The transcript has 13 exons. Gene Ontology annotation, molecular function: cysteine-type endopeptidase activity. Gene Ontology annotation, biological process: proteolysis; regulation of apoptotic process. The record is from RefSeq and is a predicted model, not a curated record. Lineage: Eukaryota; Metazoa; Chordata; Actinopteri; Osmeriformes; Osmeridae.
CUCACCUUACUUUCCCAAACUAUUGAGGGGGGGGGGGGGCAGUGUUAGACUCUACCAACCUGUAGCUUUUCAAUGAUCUCAAACAGUUCUGUCACCUGCAUGGAUGAACACAGUGAAGACAAACAGACAGAGAGGCGACCAGAGUGAGACAAAUGAAGAGGGAAACAAGCAUUGGGACGAAAAGAGGAACAGGGCACGCACUGACGCAUGCAUGUUCACUCUCAUUGUGAAGACAGAAAUACAUAUAUGGUAUCACUGUCUUCUUAGAAAAAGCUAAACAGGCAGUAUUAACCCUCUCGUGGCUGCAGAAACACCAGGACAGAAGAUUAACUGCCACAACCACUGAUAGACGUCUGAGACAGACACAGUGAGGCCGGACUUCAUCGAUUGCCAUGCUCUAAUAAACACAUGUGGUGGUCUCACUGACUGGCAGAGUGUAAAGAUAGACUUGGGAAAUAAAUAAAGAAAUGCAUGAGAGAUUUUCUCUCAGACCUGUUACCCUUUGAGUCAGUAAGAAUCAUCAAUUAUUGACAGCACACACUGAGAGAGGAGCAAGACAGCAGGAGUGUGGAGGAGGGGUAGAAAUGGGGAAUUGUGUUUGUGUGUGUUUGUGUGUGUGUGUAGGGGGUAGAGAGUACAUUAUAGUUGCAUAUAUGUAUAAUGUUUAAUCUAUUACACGAACAUACAUGUGUCAUAUUAACUAGUAGUUCAGUGCUUUAACUCUAAAACAGAUAAAGAUAAAAGUCCGUCGGGAAUAUAUACGAAAGACACACACUGCAAUAAAGGGGAGUUUCAUAUAUUUUCUUGACUUUUUGAAUUACCCCUAACGCAUUUCCUUCCAAUAACAAGCUAUCCUCUCAAAACCGAUACCAUUAAACCAUUAGACCACAAACAACGUCGAUCAUACAGACCCCUCUUAUCAAUUGGCUAAUUACUGACUGUAAACAGAGAUUUGAAUUCAAAAUAAUUUUCAUUUUAAAUGUCUAAACACGACCUUCACGCAAAUAGUAAGAGAUUAGCUGCUUGAAACGUCACUCACGUAUUCUCUGAUCUCAUUGGCCGAAUCACUAAAGAUUGAGACUCAUCCACACCCACAACAAAGCUUUGCAUGGACGCGCGGAAGUGUGACCGAACGCUCUUAUUAAUUUUGUAGCUAGCACAGUUACUAACGAUGCAUAGCUAGUUCUCCUUAAAGCUAGUUUUUAGCUAGUAUGAUGCAGAAGAGUGCAAGCAAGUCUUUCUUGAAAGUAGCUAAGUUUUUUUUUCUUGCGGCAAGGAGCUCGGUCAGACGUUAGCAUCAACGUAGCUAGCUUAAGAUCGCUAAUUAGCCAGCUAGUACUGACCCCAAAACUACUACGUUUGUUACCGUAGGCUGGUUGCUUUCAGUAAAACUUCUAAUACACAUUAGGUUGUGUAAUUUAGCGCGAUUCAAUGUAGUUAACUGUUUUAGACGAAUAUCUGGCGAUCAGCUAGUUAUAUCAUAGCUGUAGCUAUCCUGUCAUCUCGACAUGUUUGAACUGCUUUACACUAACGCUACUCUAGAACUUGACAUUGACUGCUAAACAGGCAACAACUACCUGCGCCGUGACGACAAAAAAAAGCUAUUAGCGCUAAAGCAGUUAGCAUUUAAGGAUAACUUUUCAACUUCAAAACCUCGUUCAACAUCCAUUCUGUUGUGAAGUCAGACUAAUUCAAGAGGACAAUGUUGGGAGGCAUGCAGGAACGGGAUAAGAAGGCGCUUCGGAAGCGCUCCGUUAUUCUCAGUAAAGAGAUGGUGGUGGACGAGUUGCUCGUUCAGUCACUUACAGCAGACGAGAUCCUCACUGACAGCAUGGCAGAGAGCAUUUUGGUGGAGAAAACAUCUCAGAAGCGAAGCUAUCGUCUGCUUUCUCUCCUGCCCAAACGAGGACCGCGUGCCUUCAGUAGCUUCUGCUCUGCCCUGAAGGACACGGAACAGCAUCACUUGUCCGCCCUUCUCACCGAGUACUCAGAGAGUGACAGCAGGGAGGCUGACACGAAGGGGCCCCAGGCAGAGACAGAGAUAGAGACAGUGACAAGCAGCGAGACACAGCAAGAGAGCCAGUGUUGCCUGGUCACACGGACCCCAGAGAGGCUGAGAGACACUAAGAGAGAUGUGGACAGUGGGAGAGAGAGGUUGCUGGAUUCUCCCUUCCCACUUUCCACUCAGGAAGGAGUGUUCGCAGCCAAGAGAGCAAGGACACACGAGUCUGUGGAGAUGUGUCUGGAUGCAGACAGCCCUAUCAUCACCCCGGUUCUCCCCUGCACCCCAGACUUCUACCUCUCUCACUACCAGCAGUCCUACCCCAUGGUGUCGUCCAGGCGGGGCCUGGCCCUGGUCAUCAGUAACACGGUGUUCGAGGCCACCGCCCCGGAUCUGGAGACCCGGAAGGGGGGCGAGGUGGACGAGGAGGUGCUCCGGAAGGUGUUCACUGAGCUGGAGUACCAGGUCACUGUCCAGAGAGACCUGACCGCUCGGGACAUGAAGAUGUGCAUCGAGGCGUUUGGCCGGCAGCAGGGCCAUGGGACCAUGGACAGCAGUGUGCUGUGUCUGCUGUCCCACGGUGUGGAGGGAGCGGUGUACGGCACUGACGGAGAGCUGCUGCCGCUGGACUGGGUGUUUGAGGCCUUUGAUAACUCCCACUGCCCUCUGCUGCAGAACAAGCCCAAGAUGUUCUUCAUCCAGGCAUGUAGAGGAGAGGAGAUGGACUGUGGCGUGGAGCAGUUGGACGGGCCGGGUCGGACCUCGUCCCCUGGCUGUGAACAGAGGGACGCGGGGAGGGAGGGAGAGGGGGAUGGAGACGGCAGGCGGAGGGAGGAGAGGGGGAGGCUGAGGGUCAAACUGCCCCAGCGCUCCGACAUGAUCUGCGGCUACGCCUCCCUCAAAGGCACAGCUGCUAUGAGGAACACCAAGAGAGGCUCUUGGUUCAUCCAGGAACUCAACACAGCUCUUCGACUCCGGUCCAGAGACACACACCUGUCUGACAUCAUGGUGCAGGUGAACGGGCGCAUCAAAGAGAGAGAGGGCUACGCCCCCGGAACGCCCCACCAUCGCUGCAAAGAGAUGUCUGAGUUUACCAGUUCCCUCUGCAAAGACCUCUACCUGUUCCCUAAGUACCACCCACAUUACUGACACUCACACACACACACACACACACACUCCACUUGUACUACUGCCAAACACACUUGCACAUUCCAACCCUUCUCAGACACACAAAUAUUCCCACAUAGAGGGUUUAUUCAUUCAUAUUUGCUGUGCAAAUUGUCAGACGGAGACACGCACACACACUCCACCUGUCCCGACACAAACCCCAAAACACCAGCUCUUGGAAAAAAGAACAAUAUUUUGUUGUUCCACAUGUUCUUGGUCAUGGACAUGGUGGUAAUCAGCAUGCAACAUAUACAGCCUCAGUUCCUUUCAGCAAUCGUACUCACAUGUGUAUUAAUGCCAGUUAUGGAAUUAUAAUUCUGUGAAAUGUUCUUUUUAAUCACCGGAAGCUAUAUUUGAGAGUGUCACCUUUUAUUUCUUACCAAAUGUAUUUGCGUUUGAAAGGUUUAUACAUGCAUCUAUUUUUAUCUUUUUUAAUUGUACUUUAUUUUUUGUUAUCUUACCUUUUGGAAUGCCUAUUUUACAUGAAUUCUAAAGGCCAUUCUCUGUUUUUGUAUAUUUAAAAAAAAAGAAUGUUUUAUUGUCAAAUGCUUAGAAAGAACACUGCCGCAUUCCCUUGUCUUACCUGCAAUUCACAGCCAGGGGGCAGUGUGGGGGCAGUGUGUAGCAUGAUUUGUUAAUGCAGCUGUAGAGAAAAACAGACUUGAGCACCUCGUCCUAGAUAACCCUCGUACGACCGCCGCCACAAGAUAGGCUGUCUCGGCUGUCAGUUGCGACAGGAUAGUUUAGCGGUCCAAUGGGAGAGAACCACUUGUUCCAAGGCUGAAGGGGCCACUUUAUCAGAACGUGUUUUGGCGUUAGAACUCUUCUGUCCUUUACGGUCAGAACCGGUUUCCUCCGGUGUUGGGGACAACCCCCCCCCCCUCCUCCUCCUCCUCCCGGGGGGUGCCGCCUGGUGCAUGUGGCGCGAGUGCAGGGGUCACCAACCUAUGAACUAUGACCUUUAAACCAACUCGACACCUAAUCUUACUCCCCCUGUGUUGACCCCUCCCUCAUCCCUCAUUGGCAGAGAGCCUUCAGACUGCGGGACAGGAGGGGCUUCACCUGGCUACAUUUACAUGGCUUUGCCGGCCACAUGGCAGUAUGUAAUACAGUACAUAUAUUGAUGUCCAAAGCUAUUUUGUUCCAUGUCUUCCUAUAGUAUAAAAAAACAGCUUUUCUAUGCAAGUUACAGUCGGGACCUGUGUCAUUGACAAACGAGGAGUUUGAGAAACCCGAGAUGUUGAUGUACAGUGAACCGUGGUUGGUGUGCAGAAGUAUCACCUCGCAAGUGUACAAGCAAUAUUGACGUUUCUCUGAAGCUUUCAGACAAGCAUGUGUUCGUACAACAGUGUUGUAGACAAGAGUGGAUACUAUUGGAGCAGUAUUGAUUGACGUGUCAUCCAUCCAAUCACAGCAAGAGAAAGGCGUGGUUGUUGUUCUCGAAUCUCAAUAGACGUUUCCCUUAUGCACAUGUCUGGGGUCAGCCUUCCUUCCUCAGACUUCAGCCCUCAUCGUUAAAAGGAACAAUGCACAACUGAUCAGAGAUCAGCUCUGCCGAGGGGGUUGUCUUCACUGCCAAGCUGUGAGGUGGGGAGGGACCUAACGUGUUGUCAAUAACAAUGACUGCCAAAAUGUCCAACACAAUAAAUGUUUUUCUUUUUUUUACUGAAA